Messenger RNA from Orbicella faveolata, 4076 nucleotides. RefSeq names its product adenosine receptor A2b-like. Gene Ontology annotation, biological process: G protein-coupled receptor signaling pathway. Gene Ontology annotation, molecular function: melanocortin receptor activity. Gene Ontology annotation, cellular component: membrane. The record is from RefSeq and is a predicted model, not a curated record. NCBI's taxonomy places the organism in Eukaryota, Metazoa, Cnidaria, Anthozoa, Scleractinia, Merulinidae.
UUUUAUAAAAUAUCGUUUAAAGAUAGUUCAAAAUUAACGAGCUUAGCAGUUUCAAAGAGAGACCUGCAAUUUAUUGAAUGACUUUUUUCCUCAGCACCUCUGACAUCGCGAUAAUGUGUCUGAGAAAACAUUAUCCAUUGUAAUCCUAUUUUCCGCGGUCUUUCUGUUGGCGACAUCCUAAAUCGUCCGAUCUUGUUAUAAAUGAAUCGGCUUUUUUACGGUUGUCAUAAAAAUGCGCUAAACAAAAAUGAGAUAAUGGAAUUGACUGCCGUUAAAAGCUGUGAUUCUGAGAAAUUUCCGUCAACAAUUUCGCUGGACUAUUAGACUGAGGAAGUUUUAACAAGAUUUGCCAUCAUGCCGUAUACAGUACAUGGAAUUAAAUCAUGGCGCUUAUAGAUAAAUGCGCUGGCGAUUGACUGCUGAAAAUGAUCUAAAAUUUCACACUUUUCCCACCAGACUGCAGAUAUCAGGAAAUACUACUUUCAAAAAUUCCAAGCAAAGCCUUAUUUUCCGUGUUGACGUUUUGCCUACGUUUUUUCAGUUUCCCACAGCCACUACACCUUUAAAUUAUGCAUUGUGUCUCAGUCCAUUACUUGUUCAACCAAUUUCCAUAUUGUUUACCAGAGAUUACAAUUGUUUUCACAGUAAAGUACACUCUUAUUUGUGAUUUAUUGCCCAUUUGCCAGACAAUCAAUUUACCCCUCACCGCUGCCGUGAAUACAAAAGACUCAAAGUAACAAUGUCGUCAGUCUCUCGCGCGAUCCCUUUAAAUCCGCCCUCGCCUUAAAUUUCCUUGUGGGCACGAUGUUGAAUUUAAUUACACCCUGAUUACACAUUCAAUUUAAAAUAUCGUGUUAGUGCGAAGUUGAAUGGAAGAAUAGAUCAACCUGCACUCAAACUGACAGGCAACUCGGCGGAGGCAGACCGACACACAUGAUUUUUACAAUUACCGCGCCGAACAAUGGAGCAUCAAGUAUUAAUAACAUAAAGGAGUCGCCGAGAAGGUUCGUUCUCUUGACACCAAGCUGAUUGCCACAUUCCCACUUCAGUCCAGGAAAGCGAAAAUUUUCGAGUUCACCGUCAUACAAGCUUGUACAAAAAUCUUGUCAAUCGGAGUUGAUAUCACGAUGAGUCAAAACCAAUCGGAGACAGACCCUGUGAAUCCCUGCCGAUUUAUAACCGACUCUGUCGAAGAUCCCGAAUACUUGUUCGUCCAUAAUCUUAUUUGUUCUAUUCUGAACUGCGUGUUUCUCCUUCCUGGCAUCUUUGGAAAUGUACUGGUUAUUUUAGCGGUAUGGAAGACGCCAUCGCUUCAAACUCCCUCCAAUGCGCUACUGUUGUCUUUAGCCACGUCCGAUCUGGCCGUCGGACUGUUAGCCCAACCGGCGUUUUCGGCCUGGCGCAUCUCACAGAUGGCAGGCGAUAUUAAGGUGCACUGCGUGGCAGGGGUAGUGUCCGAAUCUUUCGGCUGGCUUCUCGCCGGAGUUUCCUUAUUUACCAUCACUGCAAUCAGCGUCGAAAGAUUCUUAGCCGUUCACCUUCAUCUGCGAUACCACGACGUUGUGACCAGGCGAGGAAUCGCCAAAGUAGUCCUGAGUUUCUGGUUGCUCUGGAUAACGAUCACUAUACUAAGAUUUUUUGUCGUGAACAGGAAAAUACUUCGAAUAAUCGCCGUCAACUUCCUGGUUAUAACAUCCGCGAUAAUGUUUCUUGCAUAUAUCAUGAUUUAUAGACUGGUACGCCGACAUCAGUUGCAAAUAAGGCGGCAGUGUUUCACGAGAUCGCCUGAUGACAAUCGUAACAAGGACAUUGAUAUGGUACGAUAUAAGAGAUCCACAAUAACCAUGUUAUACAUUCUAGGGUUUUUUCUCCUCUGCUACUUUCCAUUUCUACUCGUUAUGUUGGUGGAACUUGCCACUGGAGAAACACUUCAAUCAAAGGCCGCCUAUCUCUACACGGUAACAUCAAUUUUUAUCAACUCGGCAUUAAAUCCUUUAAUUUACUGUUGGCGCAUGAUGGAAAUACGAACGGCGAUACGGAAAAUAAUUACCUCCGGAAAAGUCAACUCUAUAGAACCAGAGAAGAGUUUUAUUGUUACUAAAAAAGGCCCAUCUCUUGAACUACAGACUAUACAGCCGUCAUUCGUUACAGGAAAUGGAGGGUUACACGCCAGUAACCAGUCGAUCAAUUCUAGAUCUGAUUUAAUUAACUCAUCAAUUGCGAAAAACAAGUGAUGUAAGCUGGGAGUAAAUCAUCUUCCGCUAACAUAUAGACGAGAAAUGCACGCAACUCAUUCGGCAAAAAAAAUAAUUAUAAUAGUAACAAGACAAGCGCCAAUGAUGCCUUGAUUAGGUAUAGAGAACACCACCCAUCCCCGGGAGAGAAAACACUGGCUUAAUUUAAGAUCUAGAAUUAGACUCGGAAAAAACCCAAUACUCAGUAGUCUGUUUGUCACCCAUUGCCUGUUCAACCUCUUGCGCACAUGACUGUAUGAGAUGCGCAUGUAAAUUAUAGGUAAGAACUCGGAAAAAAGGGAAAAAAGGAAACAAUUUAUAACAUCGGGAUAUCAUUUUUAUUUAUCUUGGUUUUUACAGCACUUAACAUUAUCAAAGAUGUCGUAUUUCCAUGAGUAUCCUUUGAAACAUGUGUCAAGUUUGAAUAAUUAACAAUUAUUCACCGAAGUGGAGGUGAAUAGUACCUGCUAUUCACCUCCGAGCUAGCCAAUCAGAAUGCGCGGAAAGCUAUAUUCACUUGUGUGGUAUAUACUAUUAAAAUGAAUUACAACAUCAUUCACCCUCGUCCUCAGGGCGCUUCUCUCUUCGAAAGUGAGAAGGUCGGGAAAAGUCUCUAGAUUCGGCCGGUGGAUUCUUCCAUUUCAUUUUUUUCCCUUGAUUUUUCCAAUAUUUACCAAAUAAAGUAAGUUACGCAGAUAAAUUUCGAUUAAAAAUGCUGCAAAAAUGUCGAAGAAGUCCAACUGUUUCUUCUUGAAAUCUAUUUAUUUGUUUGUUUCUUUUUUGUGUGUUUGUAUCUCCUGAGUCUCCAGUUUUCCCACCUUUUCCAUUCUCGGAAGGGAACGUGCCCUGGGAAUGAGCUUGCGUUUUGUGUUCUUUUUCCAAAAGGGAAACUCCCUGCCUAUAAAAAGCCUCUUCCAGGUUAUCCCUAUACAGCAUAUAUAAGUAGACCUUCCCAUAAAGCACCGCUCAAACUGACUAGGUUAUCAAUUAUGAAAUGCUAUCAAGUAAGGGAUUUUUAAAACAAUUACUUAAUCAAUAUCAAGUUGACGGUAUUGAGUGUCCGAAACUCGUUAACUUAACCCGCACUCAAGGUGAUAUAGCACGACCGGCAUUGAAUCGCUACUAAACUGUAAACGUAAUAACAUAUAUUUCAGUCAGCUACUCUGACACUCAGGAUAUAGACAAUAAAACGCCUUUUAGACACUUUGGAGUGCAGGUUCUUGUUAACUUUCCAUAAAAGUAUGUUUAUGUGCUGUUUAAGGACAAACACUACUCGGUUUCUUAUCUCAAUCGUGAUUUCAGUUAAUGCAAUAUUUCAAAUGACAAAGCGAAGGAUAACAAUAAUGAAUAAAUAAAUUAAGAAAUAAAUAACUAACUUUAUUCAGUAACGUUUCAAAAUUCGAGCUCGCUGUAAAACAGUAAGCUAAUUGAGGACACCUAUACUAAUAAAAAUUAUAAAAUCCAGUCGUAAAUAAGAUUAAUUCUAAGAUUACGAGACGUAGUUAAUUACAGCAUAAAAGACAACUAUUUACAAUUUUGGCUCAUAAGUUAACCUAUGCUAAUAAAAAUGAUUAAAAUUCCAAUCAUGCAAAAUUGUUUCUAAUGUACAAGGCAAGGUUAGUUAGAACAUAAAAAAAAACAAUUGCUACAAUUUUCGCUAAUCAAUUCGGUCAAGUUUAGUUUUCUUACCCGACUUCCAAAUUUGUUCAGGGUUUCUGACUUUCUAAAGUCUUCGUUCAGCUUUGCCCACAGUUUAGGCCCUAGAUAUCUCACGCUGUUUUUCCCAAUAGCUCUUUAUGUUAUCUGUAUUACGUGACACGUCUUUGUACAGCUGAGGUCAUU